Messenger RNA from Gavia stellata (red-throated loon), 709 nucleotides. It is a transcript of the gene ITPA, whose product is annotated as inosine triphosphatase. The record is from RefSeq and is a predicted model, not a curated record. Gene Ontology annotation, biological process: nucleoside triphosphate catabolic process. NCBI's taxonomy places the organism in Eukaryota, Metazoa, Chordata, Aves, Gaviiformes, Gaviidae. Gene Ontology annotation, cellular component: cytoplasm. The coding region runs from base 1 to 606 and encodes 201 amino acids. The transcript is spliced from 8 exons. Gene Ontology annotation, molecular function: nucleoside triphosphate diphosphatase activity.
AUGGCGGCGCCGGCCCGGCGGAGUGUGGUGUUCGUGACGGGCAACGCCAAGAAGCUGGAGGAGGUCACUCAGAUCCUCGGGGACUCCUCUCCCUACACUCUGGUGGCGAAAAAAAUUGACCUGCCGGAGUACCAGGGGGAGCCGGACGAGAUCUCCGUGCAGAAGUGCCGCGAAGCCGCCCGGCAGGUUCAGGGACCUGUUAUAGUAGAGGAUACCUGCUUGUGCUUCAAUGCCCUGGGGGGGCUUCCAGGACCAUACAUAAAAUGGUUCCUGGAAAAACUCAAACCAGAAGGCCUGUACAAGCUGCUGGCUGGGUUUGAAGACAAGUCUGCCUACGCUCUCUGUACCUUUGCAUUCAGUACUGGAAACCCCGAGGAGCCAGUGAAGCUCUUCAAAGGCCAGACUCAUGGGCUGAUAGUGGAGCCCAGAGGCCCUCGAGAUUUUGGCUGGGAUCCCUGCUUUCAGCCAGACGGCUACAACCAGACCUACGCCGAACUGCCCAAGGCGGUGAAGAACUCGAUCUCGCACCGUUACAGAGCACUGAGCGAGCUCUCUGCCUUCUUUCUUCAAAGCAACUCGACAGAGCCCCGCUCCGGUCCCAGCUAGCCUCCCCGGGCUGCCGGCAUCCUGUGUUGUCCGUGUCGCAUGCUGCCCCGGGAGAGCUCUGCUCCGCUGCCGGCUGCCAUUAAAGCUGCUCCUUUUGAAGCCA